UUGAUCGCUACCACCGCUGCUUCCGUUACACUACUGUAAGCUCGUAAGAGAACAAAUAUGGCUCCCGCAGCAGCUGCGCACAUCAUGGUGGUCGCUGUGGUUGCGGCGAUGCUCCUCGCGGCGGCGCACACCGCCGACGCCGCCAUCAGCUGCGGCCAGGUGAACUCUGCAUUGGGACCCUGCCUCACCUACGCGCGUGGCGGCGCUGGCCCGUCCGCAGUAUGCUGCAGCGGCGUCAAGAGACUCGCCGCUGCCACCCAGACCACUGUUGACAGGCGCGCCGUGUGCAACUGCCUCAAGAUGGCCGUCGGCCGCAUGAGCGGGUUCAAGGCCGGCAACAUCGCCAGCAUCCCGUCCAAGUGCGGCGUCAGCGUCCCCUAUGCCGUCGGCGCCUCUGUCGACUGCUCCAGGGUCAGCUGAUCUGGAGAAUGCAGAUCAUCCGUGGCCGGCGUUUAGCUCGAUCGGUCGACGCUGAUGAGUUAAGGUUACACCUCUAUAAAUAUACGUGUCUAGAUCGAAUAAAAGCUUGGGUCUCCAUGCAUGAUGGGUUGUACGAACGUGUGUGGUCAGGCCCUGCGCGUGGUGUGCAUGCAUGUACGUCGAGCCAGCUCUCGACGGCCACGACUGAAUCGAUGUUUAUUUCCGUUUGUGCAAGAGUACCAGUGUCGGUGGA
Molecule: messenger RNA, 673 nt
Organism: Triticum aestivum (bread wheat)
Lineage: Eukaryota; Viridiplantae; Streptophyta; Magnoliopsida; Poales; Poaceae
Product: non-specific lipid-transfer protein 1-like
Exons: 1
Coding region: 58-420 (120 amino acids)
Biological process (GO): lipid transport
Molecular function (GO): lipid binding
Source: RefSeq, a predicted model, not a curated record